UGAGUCCAAGAUGGCCGCGCCCUGCGAGUGACAGUUGCUACGGGAGUCUGCCCGAGUAAAAGUGUUAGUAGAGGUGGUGCAUGUCCCAGCAGACGUCUUCCAAAGCAAAAAGCUUGUCUGUUCCACAGCUUGGCCGACAUGAGCAAGGGUGAACUAAUACUCCCUAAAGACUUUCCUCCACUCCAGAAUGACACAUUCCUACGAGCAGCUCGAGGUGAACAGACCGAGCAUGUCCCCGUCUGGUGUAUGAGACAGGCUGGAAGAUACUUACCAGAGUUUCGUGAGUUCAGGGCAGGGAAGGACUUUUUUGAAACAUGCCGCUCGCCAGAGGCCUGCUGCGAGCUUACGUUGCAGCCUCUGAGGCGUUUUCCAUUCGAUGCUGCAAUCAUCUUUUCGGACAUCCUCGUUGUGCCACAGGCACUGGGUAUGGAUGUCCAGAUGGUGCCAGGGAAAGGUCCUACAUUCCCAGAGCCCCUGAAGGAGCCAGAAGACCUGCAGCGUCUGCGUGUGAAAGUGGAUGUCGCCAAAGAACUGGGUUACGUUUUCCAAGCCAUCUCGCUGACCAGACACAAGAUUGAGGGCAAAGUGCCGCUUAUAGGAUUCACCGGAGCGCCGUGGACGCUCAUGUCUUAUAUGAUAGAAGGCGGCGGUUCCAACACUCACUCAAAGGCAAAGCGUUGGCUCUACCGACAUCCUGAGGCCAGCCACAUGCUGCUGAAGAUGCUCACGGAUGUCAUAGUCGAAUACCUGCUGGGUCAGGUUGCAGCUGGAGCCCAGGCUCUGCAGGUGUUCGAGUCCCACGCCGGCAUCUUGGGGCCGGUGGAGUUUCAAACGUUCUCUCUACCUUAUCUUCAUGACAUUGCUCGCCGCGUCAAAGAGAAACUCAAGGAGGCGCGACAGGAAGUUCCCAUGAUCGUUUUUGCAAAGGACGCACAUUACGCUCUCGAAUCUCUGUCUCAGUCUCAUUACGAAGUGGUCGGGCUUGACUGGACCAUUGACCCACGCUCAGCACGUGAGCGGACAGGAGGAAAGGUUAGCCUUCAGGGAAACAUGGACCCAUGUGCGCUUUAUGCUCCCAAGGAACGCAUUUCAGAAAUUGUGAAGCGCAUGCUGGAAGGUUUCGGCACCAGAGGCUAUAUCGCCAAUCUGGGCCACGGUCUUUAUCCCGAUAUGGAUCCAGAGAAUGUGGGCGCUUUCGUGGAGGCUGUGCACCAACACUCAAAACAAAUGGUCAAAUAAAUGUAGAGAGGAAUUGGAAAAAGAUGAUCAAGAAUGUAAAAUGUUGGAUUAAUGUUCUUUUGUAAGAAUCCUAAAUAAAUAAACAGCGAAAUGGGGAUUGUA
This is a messenger RNA of Syngnathus typhle (broad-nosed pipefish), 1341 nucleotides long. It is a transcript of the gene urod, whose product is annotated as uroporphyrinogen decarboxylase. Lineage: Eukaryota; Metazoa; Chordata; Actinopteri; Syngnathiformes; Syngnathidae. Gene Ontology annotation, cellular component: cytosol. The transcript is spliced from 10 exons. The coding region runs from base 139 to 1239 and encodes 366 amino acids. The record is from RefSeq and is a predicted model, not a curated record. Gene Ontology annotation, molecular function: uroporphyrinogen decarboxylase activity. Gene Ontology annotation, biological process: heme biosynthetic process.